Molecule: messenger RNA, 2623 nt
Organism: Malaclemys terrapin pileata
Lineage: Eukaryota; Metazoa; Chordata; Testudines; Emydidae
Gene: GABRP
Product: gamma-aminobutyric acid type A receptor subunit pi
Exons: 10
Coding region: 287-1612 (441 amino acids)
Biological process (GO): monoatomic ion transmembrane transport; chemical synaptic transmission; regulation of membrane potential
Cellular component (GO): synapse; membrane; GABA-A receptor complex
Molecular function (GO): neurotransmitter receptor activity; extracellular ligand-gated monoatomic ion channel activity; GABA-A receptor activity
Source: RefSeq, a predicted model, not a curated record
CAGCAGUGAGCCAGCUAGAUCCCCUGUUGCAACAGACGACUCCACACAAGUUUAUAUUAGAAGCUGAGUUCAGAAAUCUAGUAUCUAGAGAGAGAUUGGAAAACAGUUGAUUGGAGUGCUAUAUAUUUUUAUAAACACCCUCAUUUAUAUACAUACACACACAUAUUUUGCUCAAACAGCAUAAAUGAACUGCCUGACCAGGAGCAAAGCUUGGCAUUUUGGAGGAAGAAUUUAUUGCAUAUGAUCAGUAGAAGUAUCACAGUCAGCACUGAAACAAACUCCAGAAAUGUACUGCAGAUAUUUUGUCCUCAUCUGUGCGUGGCUUUUUCUUCCAACUCAAAGAAAGUGCACGCUGGGCCAUAAAUCGGGCACACACAGCAGUGAUGCGGUAUCGCUCCCUGGAUUUGAGAACCUCACGGAGGGCUACAACAAAUAUCUCAGGCCAUACUUUGGUGGGAAACCUGUUCAAAUAGCAUUGAGCCUGGACGUUGCAAGUAUUUCAAGUAUAUCUGAGAGUGACAUGGACUACACUGCUACAAUAUAUCUGCGGCAGCGCUGGACGGACCCCCGCCUGGUUUUUCAUGGCAACAAGAGCUUCACUUUGGAUGCUCGUCUAGUGGAAUUGCUAUGGGUGCCAGACACAUAUAUUGUGGAGUCUAAACGGUCUUUCCUGCAUGACGUUACCGUGGGGAAUCGUCUUAUAAGAUUAUUCUCCAAUGGCACUGUCUUGUAUGCAUUAAGAAUCACUACUACUGUUGCAUGUAACAUGGACCUGUCAAAAUAUCCCAUGGACACACAGAUGUGUAAACUGCAGCUGGAAAGCUGGGGAUAUGAUGGAAACGACAUAGUGUUCACUUGGUUUAGGGGAAACGAUUCAGUUCAUGGCCUGGAAAAACUGCGUCUCUCUCAGUACACUGUGGAACGUUAUUACACUCUGGUCACGAGAUCCCAGCAGGAAACAGGCAACUACCCGAGACUGAUACUGCACUUUGAGCUGCGAAGAAAUAUCCUGUACUUCAUUUUGGAGACCUAUGUUCCUUCCACGCUGCUCGUUGUCUUGUCCUGGGUUUCUUUUUGGAUCACCCUGGAUUCGGUUCCUGCAAGAACCUGCAUUGGAGUAACAACUGUGCUGUCGAUGACCACUCUGAUGAUUGGCUCCCGGACCUCACUAUCUAAAACCAACUGCUUCAUAAAGGCCAUUGACGUUUAUCUUGGCAUCUGCUUCAGUUUCAUUUUUGGUGCCCUGCUGGAAUAUGCAAUUGCUCACUACAGCUCAUCACAAAAACAUGCAGCUAAAGAGCCUCAAAAGGGGCCUACCAAAGAAACUGAAGAUGUCAACAUCACGAACAUCCUCAAUAGCUCCAUCACGAGUUAUAAGCAGAAAAUAAGUUUAUCCAGCACUGAGAUUUCCAGCGAUACCGUCGACUAUCGUGACCUGACCAUGAAAACCCAUGACAAAAUUAGGUUUGUGUUGAGAAACAAAAUGCACAGGAUCAUCAGCUAUUUCACAAUUCAGAAUCCCAGCAAUGUUGACCAUUACUCUAAGUUACUUUUUCCUUUGUUUUUCAUGCUGGUCAAUGUAUUUUACUGGGCUUACUAUCUGUAUUUUUAGAAAAUGACACCUCUUCAUUCUCACACUUCAGAGGAGCUUGAAACCAGGUGGGACCAACCUUUAUUCCUUGAUACCCCUUACUGGACAGAAAACUCACUGAGCUAAUCCUACCAUAUUACAAUUGUCCCGGAAAGAAAGGUAGAUCUUCCACAGUUCAUAGAAGGAGCUACAAUUCUCAGAACAUUGGGGACCAGGAAUAUAGCCAGUGAACCCUUAUUAUUGCUCUGUAACCAGCAUUUUUAUCCUGCUCCUUGUCUUGAGUUUCUUUUAAUAUGUGUGGGUCAGAGUGUAGUUGUGAUUCAGCCACUUUUCUCUCCAUAGAAUGCUAUUAAUCUACGAUGGCAACUGUGACGCUCUGUACCUUGGGGGAACAUCCUGAACCCCCAUGUUCAUCCUUAUAAUAUGAUUGUGUGGUAUCCAAUGCAAAGAUUGUCAUGUUAGGUGUCUUCGGAAGGCUUGUGAUGCGCUGAGUAUUGUUGUUAUAGUAAUGUUAUAGGUUGUAAUUUCAUGUAUAUAGUUAUGAGGCUGAAAAUGUGUCCUCAUGGCUUAAAACAAGCCCAGGCAAAAACUCUCCAGGAGCAGAGGGGCAGUUCACACUUCAUCAGGGCAUGUAUGGGACAAAUCCAGCCCAGCCUUACAGGAACAAAGGACACUGGCCUAGGCAACAACAAAGGAUCUGUUGGACUCUCAAGUGAGUCACUCCCCUUCCUUGGUCAGUUUGGGACUAUGAUGAGGUAAUGCUCACCUGACUCUGAGGGGGGGGAGAGGAAAGCCAAGGGGGAAGAAAGAACAUGAUAAAAGGGAGAGAUGUUCGCCACACUCUCUCUCUUCCACCUCCAUCUACAGACACCGCAACCAAGCACCUGAAGUGCUGAUCAAAGGGGAGAGCCUGGCUGAAGGGCAACCAGCCAUCCUGUGGUGAGAAGCAUCUAAGUUUGUAAGGGCACUGAAAGUGUUAAGAUCAGCUUAGAAUGCGUUUUGCUUUUAUUUCAUUUGACCAAAUCUGACUUG